Molecule: messenger RNA, 928 nt
Organism: Thalassophryne amazonica
Lineage: Eukaryota; Metazoa; Chordata; Actinopteri; Batrachoidiformes; Batrachoididae
Gene: hspb9
Product: heat shock protein, alpha-crystallin-related, 9
Exons: 2
Coding region: 173-802 (209 amino acids)
Biological process (GO): protein refolding; response to heat
Molecular function (GO): protein folding chaperone
Source: RefSeq, a predicted model, not a curated record
AACCUCCUGACAGAAGGUGAAGAACAACCAAGAAGACACUUGGCUUUCUUUUCUCCCUGUUUUUGAGUGUCCACGAGAAAAAGAAAACUAAAUCCAAGGGAAGACAAACACCUUGUUUGCAAAACUUGCUUUCAUCUAGAACUCUCUUUCUGCUGCUGUUGGAUUUGGCACCAUGUCCGCCCUGUUCUGCGAUGACCCUUUCUUCAGCCAGGAUCGUCUGCUGUGGCCGCUGCAUCAGAAGGCCUUCUCCUCAAUAAAGCACGACUUCUUCAGCAGAAGAGCCAAACUGGCAGAGAGCCUCCUGAAGGAGCUCCAUGAUGGGAUUCCCCUCAUCAGACUCUGCUAUCCUCCCCACAUGUUUGCCAGGCUGAGUGAUGGAAAAGAGCCCCAGAGCACGGAACUCAACAAGGAGGCCACAGACAACAGCAAAGACCUCUUGGUGACUCUCGAUGCUCGCGGUUAUGCCCCAAGUGACAUCACAGUCAAACUGGAGGGGCGGAGCCUGGCUGUAGUGGCUAUGAAACAAGCUGGAGGAGAGGAGUCUGAAUCUUGUUCCUCCUCCUCUUCCUCUGCUUCUUUCUGCUCCUCUGCCUCGUCUCAGUUGGGAUUUGUCCAGAAGAUCGAUCUGCCCCCUCACUUGGAUCUGACUGGCCUAUCCUGUUCCCUGAUGGAUGAUGGACAGCUGCGUAUCCAUGCUCCCGUGGCUCAGCCACCAAUCAGUGAAGAGCGCCAGGUGCCCAUUAGGUUCAGGACAUCGCUGGAAUUUCCAAUUUCUAAAGACAGUACAGAUGAGAAACAGUAAUAUUCACACAUACUGUUCUAUCUGAAAUAAUGUCUUUAAUCAUUUGAAACCCCCAAGAAAAAACUAAACAUAUUUAUAAAUAUACAGUCACUCAAACCUACUUCCAUUAAGAGCUAAUUGAAUGAG